Molecule: messenger RNA, 4094 nt
Organism: Sycon ciliatum
Lineage: Eukaryota; Metazoa; Porifera; Calcarea; Leucosolenida; Sycettidae
Product: putative ATP-dependent RNA helicase Pl10
Exons: 13
Coding region: 148-2367 (739 amino acids)
Biological process (GO): cell differentiation; gamete generation
Cellular component (GO): nucleus
Molecular function (GO): RNA helicase activity; ATP binding; RNA binding
Source: RefSeq, a predicted model, not a curated record
CUCUUUCGUGUUUUGUUCAUUUGAGUACCAGUGCACAGUACUCUUCUCUGUCGUCGGGGUUUUUCUAUUUUAUUGUCUUGGUGAAGCACAGCAAACAGUCAUUGUGCUGUAUUCAGGCCAGAGGAAACAGUUCGUCUUUCUCCAGUGAUGAGUCAUGAGCAGUCUACUGGUGCAGGUCUAGAGCAGCGUCUCGCUGCUCUUGACGUGUCUCAACCCGGCUCCGGCCAGCAACGGCUGGGAGGGUCACAGACCCGAACUAGUUACGUUCCGCCGCACCUACGUGGAGGUGGUGGCAGCGGAGCCCCUGACCAAUUCCGGCAGCCACCUCAAGACUUUAGCGGCGGCGGUGGUGGUGGUGGUUAUAGUGGAGGAGGCCCACCGCCCAGUGGUGGAGGUGGUGGUGGUUAUUCUGGUGGUGGCGGUGGCGGAGGCUACGGUGGUGGUCAGGGCUACGCUGGUGGUCCCCCUCAGGGUGGCUUCGGAGGUGGAGGUGGCGGCUAUCGCGGCAGUGGCGGCGGCGGUGGACGUGACUUUGGCGGCGGCGGCGGUGGUUAUGGAGGUCGUACUCGUGGCUUCUCCAAUGGCUAUGGAGGAGGAGGCGGCGGCGGUGGAGGCCAAGGCUUUGAUGGCGGAUAUCGGCGUGACGGGGGCUACCGUGAAGGACCGUCGAGCAGCCGCGGGUACAGCGGCGGUGGAAGCCGCAGCUUCUAUGAUAAGAGCACGAACUACAAUAGCAUCACCGCCGAGGACUGGGCCAGGCCUUUGGAUCGCGAUGAGAAGCUAGAACGAGAGCUGUUCUCCAGCGGACCCACAGGUAUCAACUUUGACAAGUAUGACGAUAUCCCUGUUGAUGCCACCGGCAACGACGUACCCCAGUCAAUUUCAGACUUUGGAGACAUCAUCCUGGCGGAGAGUUUGAAGGAGUGCAUUGCGCUGGCCAACUAUCGCCAGCCCACACCGGUCCAGAAGUAUUCCCUGCCCAUCGUCACGGCAUCACGUGACCUCAUGGCAUGUGCACAAACUGGAUCUGGCAAGACCGCAGCUUUCCUUGUGCCGGUUCUCAAUCAGAUCCUGAAAGGAGGCCCGCCAACGAUGCCGGAAUCGGCACGUGGCUACAGUGGUCGUCGCCGCCAGUGCCAGUAUCCUAUGGCGCUGGUGAUUGCACCCACACGUGAGCUGGCCCUGCAGAUCUACGCCGAGGGCAAGAAGUUCUCCUACCGCUCUCACGUGCGCCCGUGCGUGUGCUACGGAGGCGCCGAUAUCAACGUGCAGAUGAAGGACAUUGAGAGAGGCUGCCAUCUGCUGGUGGCCACGCCAGGACGUCUCGUUGAUCUGAUGGAGCGUGGACGCGUGGCCAUGGAUUGCAUCAAGUAUCUCACCCUGGAUGAAGCUGAUCGCAUGCUCGACAUGGGUUUUGAGCCGCAGAUCCGCCAGAUUGUGGAGGACAAGAGCAUGCCGAGCACCAAGGACCGCCAAACUCUCAUGUUCAGUGCCACCUUUCCCAAAGAAAUUCAGAUGCUGGCCCGUGACUUCCUCAACGAUUACGUGUUCUUGGCUGUUGGUCGUGUUGGCUCUACAAGUGAGAACAUCACACAGAAGGUGGUGUGGGUGGACGAAGCUGACAAGCGUUCCUUUCUCCUUGACCUGCUUAACGCCACAGGUAAUGGUGACAUGACAGGACCACGUGCGUUGACACUGGUGUUUGUGGAGACACGCAAGGGCGCCGACGCCCUGGAGCACUUCCUGUACAGCGAGCGCUACCCGGCCACGUCCAUCCACGGCGACCGCAGUCAGCGCGAGCGAGAGCACUCUCUGGCGACGUUCCGCGACGGUCGCACGCCAAUCCUGGUGGCGACGGCAGUGGCUGCUCGCGGCCUGGACAUUCCCAACGUGAAGCACGUCGUCAACUUUGACAUGCCCAACGACAUCGAGGAGUACGUUCACCGCAUCGGUCGUACUGGCCGCGUGGGCAACUUGGGCUUGGCUACAUCUUUCUUCAACGAGAAGAAUCGCAACAUUGCCCGUGACCUGCAUGAGCUGCUGGUUGAGUCCAAGCAGGAGAUACCGACAUGGAUCGAGUCAUUGAGCCGUCAGUCCAGCUUUAGUGGUGGAAGAGGCCGACGCCGCACUGGUGGCGGAGGAGGCUUUGGCGGCCGUGACUAUCGACAACAUGGCGGACACCCGGGAGGUCAUCGCGGUGGCGGUGGCGGUGGCUUCGGCGGUGGUGGUGGUGGUGGCUACUCCGGCGGCGGCGGUGGCGGCGGCGGUGGUGGCGGCGGAAUGCCCCACUAUGGCGGUUACCCAGCUCAGUACGGUGGAGGUGGUCGUUCGGGCGGCAGCAGCGGAGCUGCCGACUGGUGGAACUAGGCCAGGCGUCGGUCGGUUUCUCUGGUGUGCAGGUCUUGAUGCAUUUUCAUCUCGCGCUGCUGCUGCUGCGUUUUAGUUUCACGCGGCAGCGGCUCACUUAAAGCAACUGCAUUUGGGUAUGUUGCAUGCCGUCUGAAUACAUUUGCCACGGCAAACUCCUGCUUCAAGGAGCUGAGUAGUGAAGGAGUCCCUCAUGAUCUGAGGCCGAUUAGCUGGUAUCUGAUUGCUGGUGUUGCAUUCCAGCAGCGGAUGCGCAAGCAACAGCGUUCCUGUCCCUGUCCCGCAGGCGUACAUCGUCGUCGUUCUCAAGCCAUUCUUCCUCGCAGCUCUCUGUGUUUUCUCAGCUCAGCAGGUGUUCCACGUGUCCACUGCUGCGUCUGUUUCACUGCAUUCCGUUCUGUUGUGUUUCGCUUUCCCCAACUGAUCAUGCAUGCAUCUUGUGACUCAACGUCAUCACCAUGAGGUAUUGUUUACUGUGGUAUUUGGCCCUCGCAUGUGCGCUGGUCGCGCUCUCUCCGAGUCUGUGCGCGCGGCCGCAACUUCCCCAUCACGGCGGUCUAGUACAGCAGCUAGCGCAUCGGCCCGACACCGGCAGGUCUGGCAACUCCGUAGUGACUCCGUAGUACAGUGUCUGCCAGCAGACCGAGAAGCAAGGCAGCUGUUCGUUUUGUCUUCUCUCUAGUUCCGGCAUCUCGUCGUCUUUAGUUGGUUGUGAGUUUGUUGAUAUUUCUCACUUGUUCCAGGCAGAUGUCUGCGUGCGCCACCAACCGAGUCUAGAUCUGUUGAGCAUUACUGCCUUUGUCUCAGGCCUUGACUGUUCCUGUACGCUGGCAGUAUCCACGAUAUUGAUUGUGAAGCUGACAAAUGCUCGACAGCUACGUGUUCUUGAUUUCAACGUGUAUCUGCUGGUGUUGCCCCUGCUGCUGCUGCUGUUCCUCAUUAUUUCUACUUCCCUUGACGCUCUACCUUGCAGGCUAUUGGUUUCAGCGCCACCGAAUUAACGGAAUCUCAUCCUUUGUUUGUCGGGUGUGACAUGAAAUUGUCGCGUUGAGGGCACCGUCGUGUGUGCCCUGCUGAUGCGACACUAGUGAACUUGAAAUUCCGUUUGAGAACCUGCUGCCUGCCUCGUCAUGCUAAUAGCUUUUUUUUUUUUUGAGAAAAUGAGGAGCUGAAGCAUCUAUAUCUUAUUUACAUCUCAACGACAACACUGCCUUGCUUUUGUUGUGUUGAUAAUUAUCGUGACUCGUUGUCAAAAUCCCCUACGGCAUGUGCCACUACAGUGUCGAUAUUUAGUUAUUGCCGCUUCGAAUCUUUCAUCAGUAAGUUAUCCAGUACCUCAUGCUGGCCACAAGACCACAGUUUGCAAAAUUCCAUGUUUCCUCAACCUUUCCUCUUUGUUUUUUUUUACUCUUUCUCUCUAGCUCUCUCCGAUCUAGCUGCAUGUUAGGCGACCGUAGAGUAGUUUUUCUUCCAUAGAGCCCAUAGCAUGGGCAUUAUCAGUUUAUCACAUACUCGCAAUCCAUUACUUGCAAGUACAAUUUGCAUGCAUUCCCUAGGAUAAUAAUAAUAUUAUGUCUGUAACGAAUUUCAAGACCUGCCCUACGAGAAACCAAAAAUUAUAAUAGUUUUUUUCUGCGUUCUUGCUGCUUUUUAGCCCUUUCGUUGUCACGAAAACACAGGAGUUUCCUGCAGCAUUUUCCAAUGCUUUUUAGAAAGCGUUCAAAUAA